UCCAUCUCCUCCUCCUCCUCUGCUACAAACUGCUGCUGAGGAAACACAGCCAGAGGAUUUAUGCCCUGCCCAGCAGCGGCUUUGCCUAUUUGAUGAGGUGACCUAUGCAUACCAAGUAGUUAUAAGUCCGGGGAUCUCCCCGUGUUUUUGUUUAGCAUGAGCAUGGAAGAUUAUGACUACCUGUUCAAAAUAGUUCUGAUAGGAAACGCUGGAGUUGGGAAGACAUGCCUUGUCCGGCGCUUUACUCAGGGCCUUUUCCCACCUGGACAAGGGGCUACUAUUGGAGUAGAUUUCAUGAUUAAAACCGUGGAAAUUAAAGGGGAGAAGGUCAAGCUGCAGAUAUGGGACACAGCUGGACAGGAGCGAUUUCGCUCCAUUACUCAGAGUUAUUACCGUAGUGCCAACGCCCUCAUUCUCACGUAUGACAUCACUUGUGAGGACUCCUUCCGGUGCCUUCCAGAGUGGCUGAGGGAGAUUGAGCAGUAUGCCAACAACCAGGUGGUGACUAUAUUAGUCGGUAAUAAGAUAGAUCUGGCAGAGAAGAGAGAGGUUCUUCGGCAGAGGGCCGAAGACUUCGCUGAGGCUCAGAGCAUGCUCUAUCUGGAGACCUCAGCCAAAGAGUCCGACAAUGUUGAGAAACUUUUCCUUGACUUGGCCUGCGAACUCAUUCGCGAGGCCAAGCAGAACAAGCUGGAUAACAAUGACACUGCCCCGAUGCCCGGUGAGGGUAAAACCAUCAGUUACUUGAGCUGCUGCAACGUCAAUUAGGGAGAGCCCAGACUUCUGGUCAUUUUAACUCAGUAGCCAUAGACUGUAGAGGGCAGAUUGUCAAGGCCUCCGUCCCUCUAAGAUGGCGUGAAGCCACUUUUUAGUCCCGUCAUUUCUAGUCCUGGGCUUUUUUAAAAGCUGUACAAGGGAGUUUAGUUUGGCCUUCAAGGAACAAGCAUUUUAGAUGUUGCCAAUGCAACGGGAUGUAGAGUAUGUCUGCCUGAUGCAUCCAGGAAUCUGAUUAGGGCUCCAUUUUGUCCUCUUUGUAGGGAAAUGGCAAAAUGUUUUUGUUUGGAUCCACUUUCAUUAAACAUCAGUAUUCACCAGCAGUCAGUAUUACGUGAGUAAAAAUUUCAACCAGGUAUUUUGUUACAGAUUCUACAUAGCUGACAACAAGUGUCAUGAUCAUCCGAGGUUAUCAGCAAAUGGUAACUAAAUGUUUACAGACAGUACAUUGAGUCGCGUAAACUUACACAAAAACCUGUUGCACAAUCAGUUAUUCCCACAAGGUAUUUUGCUCUGAGCCUUGCAGUCAACUUGCUGGCUUUCGUAAUCUCAUUUCUGCGUAGUUAUUUGAACCCAACACUUCAAACUGUGAAGUAUUUUUUCCCACUAGAAAAUUUGUACUUGCUGCUAAAAUAUGUUCUAUUGUGUCAGAUAACAUCAAUUAUAUGUGUUGAAAUACACAUAUAAAUACUACAUUGAAAGAGUAUUCAGUGACACCCUCAUUGUUAUUAUUUGCAUACUGGCAGUGCUUGCAAUUAGUUGGUUGAUGUAGAAUAAAGAAGUUGGGAAAGCCUUAGAUAUUGUCAGUCAUCAGAAGUUAUUAACAGUUUAAUCAAUUGCCUUUUUUAUUGGACUGUCAGCUGUUAUUUUUAUCCAUAGACAUGAAUAUGUCUGGCUUUUGUGGUUGCUGCCUAGCCAUGAAAUUGUAUCACUUCUUAUUUGUGUGAAGGGGUAUGUUCAUGUAUUGUAUAUGACGUUGUACUUCAUAUGCUUUUAUUGUAAAUCUUUUGAUUGUCCAGCAUGUUGUUUUCCAUAAUUUGUAGUGUUUAACUUGAUCUUUCAUAAAUCUGACAUAACUGUAAUGUACUGUAUUGCACAAUGCCGCAUACUGCACACUUAUUUUUGUUGUAACAUUUUCUUGUACAGACUUGUAGUACUUCUUCGCACUUUGCUUUUAUACGUUUUAUUUUCAGUAAUCCCUUUGUAAAACUGGCGAGCAGUUUGUUUUGCCUUUUACCUUAGACUUAACAGCAGUGACGUAUUGUUAAUCCAUUUCAUCUUCUUGUCAACACAAAUGGCUAAUACAAAGGAAAACACUA
Messenger RNA from Pungitius pungitius (ninespine stickleback), 2093 nucleotides. RefSeq names its product RAB30, member RAS oncogene family (gene rab30). The record is from RefSeq and is a predicted model, not a curated record. Gene Ontology annotation, biological process: Rab protein signal transduction. The transcript is spliced from 5 exons. The coding region runs from base 157 to 768 and encodes 203 amino acids. NCBI's taxonomy places the organism in Eukaryota, Metazoa, Chordata, Actinopteri, Perciformes, Gasterosteidae. Gene Ontology annotation, molecular function: GTPase activity; GTP binding.